This is a messenger RNA of Procambarus clarkii (red swamp crayfish), 1759 nucleotides long. The record is from RefSeq and is a predicted model, not a curated record. NCBI's taxonomy places the organism in Eukaryota, Metazoa, Arthropoda, Malacostraca, Decapoda, Cambaridae.
GUAUUAUAACCUGGUUUAGUGUUUCGUUUCAAAAGAUGCAAUUUUAGUCUUAUAAACUAUUUGCAGGAUUGGAGGCUGCAUUAGGUGAAAGCAAGGUAGAUGCUAUCAUCAAUGUUGCUGGUGGUUGGGCUGGUGGCAAUGCUAGCAGUAAGGAUUUUCUGAAGAACUGCGAAUUAAUGUGGUCCCAGAGUGUGUGGUCAUCUACCAUCACAGCCCAGGCUGCUUCACGCUUUCUCAAAGAAGGGGGAUUGGUGUCUCUCCCUGGUGCACAACCUGCAAUCAAUGGAACGCCAGGCAUGAUUGGAUAUGGUAUGGCCAAGGCUGCUGUGCAUCAGCUAACAAAGAGUCUUGGUGAGGAAAAGUCUGGACUACCACAGGGGGCCACAGCAGUUGCCUUGCUUCCAGUCACCUUGGAUACACCUAUGAAUAGGAAGUGGAUGUCCAGUGCAGACUUCUCCACUUGGACCUCACUUGAGUUUGUUGCCGAGCUCCUCCACAAGUGGACAACUGGGAGUGACCGACCAGCAUCUGGCAGUCUUGUGCAGCUCAUCACCAAGGAUAACAAGACAGACUUGGUUGUGGCUUAAGUCUUUGUCACAUAAUGGGACGAGGAAUUUUGUUAAUGUUUUAGAUUGUUUUUUGUUACUGCAAAUGUUUCCAGGGUUUAGUUUUUAAUAGUUGUAUUUAGUUUUUAAAGUUGCGACAGUCUGGUUUUUAAGUGCUUAAAAUAUUUUGGCAAUUAGCUUUUGUUCUCUAUUGUGCAAGUGCUGAUGCUUGCUGCUUAAAUAAUACAGUAUAGUAAAUAUUCAUAUUGUAUUGGCAAAUAUUUUCAGUGCAACAUACAGGAUGAAAGUGUGCAAUGAUGGUCUAGUUAAGGUGAUAAGUCCUGUAUGUAAUUGCCUAGCUUCAGAGUAACAGAUUACUAUAUUUUUAUACCAUAUUUUGACUAAACAAGAAGACGGUAAACCAAUGAAAGUGCUUCCUAGAUCAACAAAAAGUUAAAAAUGCUUUAUUCACUGUACAGUAUACUAGUAUUGAUCUUUAAGAGCAAAAUAAAAAUGACAAAUGGUAUCACUUUUUUAGUAGUAAGUGUAACCCACUAGUAGUAAGUGGUAAGUAGCAACCCACUGGCAUUUUUAAUAUUCAUGGAUGUUAUUUCUAAACAUAAAGGAUACUUAGCACUGCAGUAAUUGCAUUUCUUGUCAUUUUUCACCAGAAUUAACCUUCCUGGCUUGGUGCCUUAUUUUGAUAAUUACUUACCAGAAUAAAAAGUGCAGUCAUAUUUCCAGCAAUGAAAGAAAUGGACAGUAAUCUAUUUCCCUAAUAAUGCAAGAAAUCAAUGGAAUAUUUACUCUAUUUGUGCAAUUAUACAAGUUAUUUGUAUAUAAAGUUUUGUUAUGAAAUUAUUUGUUAAUGCCUUGUAUUUUUAGGCGGCGUGGCAUCCAUUACAAUUUAUGCAUCUAGUGCAAUGUUUUUUUAACAUUGUAUACUAGUUUGAAUUGUAAAAACUUGGGUGUGUUACUCUGUGUGCUUCCCUAUACACAUCUGGGUUUUUCACAUUUCCUGUUAGUGUACUUUAGAAUAUUAAAUCUGAAAUGUUAUGUACCAAGGACCCAAAAAGUCUAUGCAACACCAUCCAAGAUAGCUUCAAAACAUUAUAUACAGUAUACCUGCUUACGAGUAAAAACUAAUUUGUAUUCAGCACAGCUUUACAUUCCAAAUAUCUAAAUUGUUACCGAAAUAUAAUUUAAAAAUAUAA